Molecule: messenger RNA, 1949 nt
Organism: Musca vetustissima
Lineage: Eukaryota; Metazoa; Arthropoda; Insecta; Diptera; Muscidae
Product: transmembrane 9 superfamily member 4-like
Exons: 9
Biological process (GO): protein localization to membrane
Cellular component (GO): membrane
Source: RefSeq, a predicted model, not a curated record
UACUACACGACGCUAGCGGUGGUCAUCCUACUGACGUUUGUGUUUGGAACAGAAUGCUUUUAUGUACCGGGAGUGGCGCCGGUUGAGUUUGUUAAGGGACAGAAAAUUGACGUGAAAGCUGUCAAAAUGACCAGCAGCCGUACACAAUUGCCUUAUCAGUAUUACUCUCUUCAGUUUUGUUUGCCUAAAAAUGGUACACUUAUCUAUAAGUCAGAGAAUUUGGGUGAAGUUCUUCGCGGAGAUCGCAUCGUUAAUACUCCGUACGAUGUACAGAUGGCUGUAAAUGUCAACUGUAAGUUAUUGUGUAAUAAAAAGGACAACUCGCCCCUGAAUUGGGAACAACCGCAGUCAGCAAUGGUGGUCGAGCGAAUAAAACAUGAAUAUUUCGUUCACUUAUUGGUCGACAAUUUACCUGUAGCCACACGCAUAGUGAAUCUUAAUAAUCCUACUGAGGUUAGCUACGAACAUGGCUAUAGAUUAGGUCUUGUAGACGGUGAUAACGUGUACAUUAAUAAUCAUCUCAAAUUUAUUUUAUCGUACCAUAUGCAUACCAAAGAUAAAUACCGUGUUGUGGGCUUUGAAGUUGAAACAGCUUCAGUAAAUUAUAAGGACAUCAAGUUUGAGGGAGACAACUGUAAUUUUCCUGACAAUGCGCGACCUCAAUUGGUGAAUCCCAAUUCCAACACACAAUUAUAUUUCACAUAUUCCGUUGAGUGGAAGGAAUCUAAAGUUAGUUGGGCAUCCCGUUGGGAUAUAUAUCUGGGAAUGAAAGACGUACAAAUUCACUGGUUCAGCAUUAUAAACUCUCUAGUAGUAGUAUUUUUCCUUUCUGGCAUUCUGACAAUGAUCAUGAUACGCACUUUGAGACGAGACAUUGCGCGUUAUAACACCGAUGACAAUAUUGAGGAUACGUUGGAAGAAACGGGAUGGAAGUUGGUCCAUGGAGAUGUAUUUCGUCCUCCAAAAAAUACACGUUUAUUUUCCGCAGUUAUUGGAAGUGGCAUUCAAAUAUUUUUUAUGUCAUUAAUAACGAUAUUCUUCGCAAUGCUUGGAAUGCUUUCUCCAUCUUCCCGGGGAGCUCUAAUGACAUCAGGAAUAUUUAUGUACGUCUUCAUGGGUAUAAUAGCUGGUUACUUUGCUGCACGCUUAUACAAAACAAUGAAAGGUCGAGAAUGGAAAAAAUCGGCAUUUCUAACCGCUACUUUAUAUCCUAGUAUUGUGUUUGGGACCGGAUUCUUUUUGAACUUUUUUAUUUGGGACAAAGAAUCCAGUGGUGCUGUGCCAUUUAAAACAAUGAUAUCAUUGCUUUUAUUAUGGUUUGGCAUAUCCGUCCCACUAGUAUAUUUAGGCUAUUACUUUGGCUAUCGUAAACAACCAUAUCAGCAUCCCGUUCGUACAAAUAUGAUACCCCGGCAAGUACCAACGCAGCACUGGUAUAUGAACGUAUUACUAAGCACCCUGAUGGCUGGUAUACUACCUUUUGGCGCUGUAUUCAUUGAAUUAUUUUUCGUUUUUACUGCCAUAUGGCAAAAUCAAUUUUAUUAUCUAUUUGGAUUUUUAUUUUUGGUGUUUUGUAUAUUGGUCGUAAGUUGCGGUCAAAUAUCUAUAGUUAUGACAUAUUUCCAAUUAUGUGGAGAGGAUUAUCGUUGGUGGUGGCGAAGUUUUAUAGUUUCUGGUGGAUCAGCUGUAUAUGUCCUUUUCUACAGUGUUUUUUACUUCUUUACUAAAUUGGAAAUUACUGAAUUUAUUCCCACUCUGUUAUAUUUCGGAUACACUAGUUUAAUGGUAUUGACUUUUUGGCUUCUAACGGGAACGAUUGGUUUCUUUGCGGCAUACAGCUUUAUCCGUAAGAUAUACAGUGCUGUUAAAAUCGAUUGAUUUGUUUUAUUAAUAUUUAAAAAACCCGCCAACAAAAUCAAUCGUACUUGUAUCCGUAAUCUACUCAACCA